GGUCAGGACAAAGAGCACACCAUUUUCUUAUCUUCGUCGUCGCGUGAGACAUACAGUCGCAAGUCAGUUCCACACUUCGAUUGAUGUACGAGAUAGGUCAGAGUGUCAGUGUCAGUUAUCAAGUUGACAAACAACGAGCAAAUAAUCCGUCAAACAGCAAAACACCAUCCAGUUGUCACGAUAAGAGAUGACGCGCAGACUUCCUGCGCGCGGAAGCAAGAUUAUAGCUGCUGCUAACAUGGCAGCCCUAGUCCAACAGUCAUCCAUUCAUCCAGACGACUCGCGCCGGCUGAUAGUCAAGAUUCCGAAACGUAUAUGGAAUGCAUGGGACCCACGGAAAACAAUCAAAGCAAAGACGGCACCGAAGAGGAGAAUUGAUUUCGUGAGGGAUAGGGAUAGUCCCACCCUUCCAGCACACUGCAAGGCUAAACUUUGGAGGUUUCAUUACGGCGGUCCUGCUAUGAGAGUUGCUGGCAAAUGGCAGAAUAAGAUCACAUACGAGACGCCUUGUUUACAAACUUCAUGCGUGAACUGCCAAAAGUGGCAUCCGCAUCUUCUCGAUAUGAGCAAUUUUCCGGAGGGGAACGGUGUUGUGCGAGCGACUGCUGUGGAAAUCGAAUGUAACAGACCGACGAUCAGUCCUCUAAGCCCGGAAGUUGAGCGCAGGAUGUUGGAUGACUACGCAACUGAUUUUACGCCUGACGUGUCGAUUCCAGCUUCCGAUAUCAUUUCUUCUGGCAAACUCAACAUAGUCCUGUCUUCAUCUCCGGUCAAUCAGGCUGUUUCGGCCGCUUCGCCGUAUACCAGGUGGCGCUCUGAACAGCGCCAACGGAAUACGGUAAGACUAAAGUUUACAUCAUUUGAGGGGCAGAAGAGGUUCAGGACGUUGGUGGGAGAGAGAGAGCGGAAAGAAAAGAAGCUAGAGAAGAGAAGGCACCAUAGGUUCAGCAGGACCAAGUCACAGGGACGGGCUGAUGGAGAUGGUCGCAGUGGUACUGGUACGAGCGACGACGGUAGAUGGAAGCAGGGACAUAGGGUGAGGUUGAUGUUCAGGAGUCAAGAGGGGAGGGAUGCGUAUCGGAGGUUGGUGGACAUGUAUUGAUGAUGACCAAGGAUUGUUGAACACUGACUAAGAGUCCAGUUGGAACUAUGCAGGUCUGGUCGAGAUAUUCAGUCGUCGCAAGAAGUGACGUAGAAGCAUUCCAGCGUCGGUAUUAUCUGCCGUCAAAUCAUAGACAUUGCCACGCAAGGUGACUGUUAUCCAGCUCGCAGCGGAAACCCCCGCCGUUGUCGGUGACUAGAGUGCCAAGAUCCCUGUUUGCAACCCACCACAACCAAUGUGCAGUCACCCGCACGCACACGGCUGUUGUAUAUAGUGCUCCCAUGUCCACCCCUCCAGAUGCCGGACGAGGCUCUUGCACCUGUCCCUCUCCCCGAUGACGUCCAUGACGUCCAUGGUUAAGAUACGGCCGAGUGCGAA
Messenger RNA from Dothidotthia symphoricarpi CBS 119687, 1480 nucleotides. RefSeq lists its product as uncharacterized. The record is from RefSeq and is a predicted model, not a curated record. The transcript has a single exon. Lineage: Eukaryota; Fungi; Ascomycota; Dothideomycetes; Pleosporales; Dothidotthiaceae. The coding region runs from base 188 to 1102 and encodes 304 amino acids.